AUUUGAGGAUUUAGCCUACUCCAGCUCUGGGGAGGGGGCAGUUGCCUCCCACCCGCCCAGUGUCUGGUACGCUUAUGCCGUUGAUUUGUUACUUCUCAGCUGUAGCUGCAUCAAUGGUAUUUCUACCCAUUUGAAGACAGUUGCAAUCUAACCUAAUUCCGUUUCAUUAUAAAGCUGCUAAAGAGUCAUUAAUCCACCAAAUCACCUAACUUCGAUUCAGAAUAUUGUAAUCAGUUAUUUAGAAAAUAGUAUAUUAAAGUUUUCUACACACUUCCUUGUGAGUGGCGGUUGAGCAGACGCUAUGUGCGUAUUUCGUGUCAAGUCUUUCCGUACCUGGCCAAGUAUGCUAACAGCGGUGUGAACAUCUAUAGUCUGACACAUUAAUUAAAAACCGUUAAGACCGAAGGCGUUUCAGUUUUCUGUGACGGUCAUUAAUUAGGCCCUACUGUCAGGCGAUGAGUCAAACUUUAAUAGCGCGGCAACAGUCGGUUCUUUUGACUGUUCUGUGUCUUACAUUCCACUCGAUCCGCUGCGAGGAUUCCUACACCAACAAGGAUGGUAGCAUUUAUACGCCGAAGACCACAUUUAAGAACAUCAUAGAGUCUGUUGACAAAUCAAAUUAUGUCGUGUACGAAGAAUCAAACCUUGAUCAUGAUGACAUCCCUAUACUGUUGUGGUGGACUCCGAACCUGUAUCCUUACAUAGCAGUCGAUAAGAAGUGGAUCGUGAUACAGUGUGGUGAGGCCGUGUGCUACAGCACAAAACGAAGGGAAUUACUACACCACGAACAGACUCGAGGCAUUCUGUUUUACGCAACGGACAUUUCUGUAGCAGACCUACCCCUCAGGAGGACGGAGAAGCACGAGUGGGCAGUAUUCCACGAAGAAUCUCCCUUCAACCUGUAUAUGUUGUCGCACAGCCCGUUUAUGUCGUUGUUCAACCACACGGCGACGUUCAGGAGGGAGUCCGACUUCCCACUUACAACACAGAACAUCUACACUGCAGAGUUUCUGACGGAAAAGCUUCCCAUCCCAUUGGCCACAAAGAACGAAGCAAAGACUAAAACUGGCCUCGCCCCUAUUCUGUAUGUUCAGUCGCACUGUGAUGUACCUUCAGACAGAGACCGUUACAUCAAGGAACUGAUGAAGUAUAUCAAAAUUGAUUCAUAUGGAGUCUGUUUGCAUAAUAAAGAUCUGCCCGAGCACCUACAAGAACCUGCGGAAAACUUCGAAAAAGAUGAAUUCUUAGAACUCAUCUCUAUCUACAAAUUCCAUUUAGCGUUUGAAAACGCCAUUUGCAAGGACUACAUGACAGAAAAGCUUAUGCGCCCGCUUCAUAUUGGAGUUGUGCCCAUCUAUAAAGGUUCACCAAAUGCCAAAGACUGGAUGCCCAACAACCACAGCAUAAUAUUAGUAGAUGAUUUCGAGACUCCCAAACAACUUGCAGAGUUUAUUGACUAUUUAGAUAAAAAUGAUGAGGAAUAUAAAAAGUAUAUUUCUUUCAAACAGACAGGCAUAACCAACGAAUUUCUGUUGAACCACUUGUCGCAGAGAAAUUGGGAGGUCAACGAGCAAGACUCGAUGGAUUAUUUCAAAGGAUUUGAAUGUCACGUGUGUAAGAAGCUCAACGAAAGGAUGGAGGCGGAACGGGCACAUUCGAACAACCCAUCAGUUCCUUUGGUGCCUCCAAGGAUGGCCAACAACUCCCACUUAGGUUGUCCUCAACCGUACCCGUCUUUGGGAGAUGUAACUGAUAUUCUCAAAAAUGAUUCAUGGAAUCAGAUGGCAUGGGUGGACGACUACUGGAUCUCUUCAUGACAGUUAUAAGACUUGUUUUUCUCUUGUUCUACUGAUGGAAUCAGAUGGCAUGGGUGGACGACUACUGGAUCUCUUCAUGACAGUUAUAAGACUUGUUUUUCUCUUGUUCUACUGAUGUAAUCAGAUGGCAUGGGUGGACGACUACUGGAUCUCUUCGUGGCACUGUUAUAAGACUUAUUUUUCUCGUUCUACAGAUGGAAUCAGAUGACUACUGGAUCUCUUCGUGGCACUGUUAUAAGACUUGUUUUUCUCUUGUUCUACAGAUGGAAUCAGAUGACUACUGGAUCUCUUCGUGGCACUGUUAUACGACUUGUUUUUCUCUUGUUCUAGAUGGAAUCAGAUGGUAUGGGUGGACGACUACUGGAUCUCUUCGUGACCCUAUUAUAAGACUUGUGUUUCUCUUAUUCUACAGAUGGAAUCAGAUGGCAUGGGUGGACGACUACUGGACCUCUUCAUGGCACUGUUAUAAGACUUGUGUUUCUCUUAUUCUACAGAUUGAAUCAGAUGGCAUGGAUGGACGACUACUGGACCUCUUCAUGACAGUUAUAAGACUUGUGUUUCUCUUAUUCUACAGAUUGAAUCAGAUGGCAUGGAUGGACGACUACUGGACCUCUUCAUGACAGUUAUAAGACUUGUGUUUCUCUUAUUCUACAGAUUGAAUCAGAUGGCAUGGAUGGACGACUACUGGACCGCUUCAUGACAGUUAUAAGACUUGUGUUUCUCUUAUUCUACAGAUUGAAUCAGAUGGCAUGGAUGGACGACUACUGGACCUCUUCGUGGCACUGUUAUAAGACUUGUUUUUCUCUUGUUUUACAGAUGGAAUCAGAUGGCAUGGGUGGACGACUACUGGAUCUCUUCAUGACAGUUAUAAGACUUGUUUUUCUCUUGUUCUACAGAUGGAAUCAGAUGACAUGGGUGGACGACUACUGGAUCUCUUCGUGGCACUGUUAUAAGACUUGUUUUUCUCUUGUUCUACUGAUGGAAUCAGAUGGCAUGGGUGGACGACUACUGGAUCUCUUCAUGGCACUGUUAUAAGACUUAUUUUUCUCUUGUUCUACAGAUGGAAUCAGAUGACUACUGGAUCUCUUCGUGGCACUGUUAUAAGACUUGUUUUUCUCUUGUUCUACAGAUGGAAUCAGAUGACUACUGGAUCUCUUCGUGGCACUGUUAUACGACUUGUUUUUCUCUUGUUCUAGAUGGAAUCAGAUGGUAUGGGUGGACGACUACUGGAUCUCUUCGUGACCCUGUUAUAAGACUUGUGUUUCUCUUAUUCUACAGAUGGAAUCAGAUGGCAUGGGUGGACGACUACUGGACCUCUUCAUGGCACUGUUAUAAGACUUGUGUUUCUCUUAUUCUACAGAUGGAAUCAGAUGGCAUGGAUGGACGACUACUGGACCUCUUCGUGGCACUGUUAUAAGACUUGUUUUUCUCUUGUUUUACAGAUGGAAUCAGAUGGCAUGGGUGUACGACUACUGGAUCUCUUCAUGACAGUUAUAAGACUUGUUUCUCUCUUGUUUUACAGAUGGAAUCAGAUGGCAUGGGUGGACGACUACUGGAUCUCUUCGUGGCACUGUUAUACGACUUGUUUUACUCUUGUUCUAGAUGGAAUCAGAUGGCAUGGGUGUACGACUGCUGGAUCUCUUCGUGACACUGUUAUAAGACUUGUUUUUCUCUUGUUUUACAGAUGAAAUCAGAUGGCAUGGGUGGACGACUACUGGAUCUCUUCAUGACACUGUUAUAAGACUUGUUUUUCAUUUGUUUUACAGAUGGAAUCGGAUGGCAUGGGUGUACGACUACUGGAUCUCUUCGUGACACUGUUAUAAGACUUGUUUUU
Gigantopelta aegis is the source of this 3651-nucleotide messenger RNA. RefSeq names its product alpha-(1,3)-fucosyltransferase 11-like. Gene Ontology annotation, cellular component: membrane. The coding region runs from base 456 to 1817 and encodes 453 amino acids. The transcript has 2 exons. The record is from RefSeq and is a predicted model, not a curated record. NCBI's taxonomy places the organism in Eukaryota, Metazoa, Mollusca, Gastropoda, Neomphalida, Peltospiridae. Gene Ontology annotation, molecular function: alpha-(1->3)-fucosyltransferase activity.